This is a messenger RNA of Colletotrichum fioriniae, 1476 nucleotides long. RefSeq lists its product as uncharacterized. Gene Ontology annotation, molecular function: carotenoid dioxygenase activity. The record is from RefSeq and is a predicted model, not a curated record. NCBI's taxonomy places the organism in Eukaryota, Fungi, Ascomycota, Sordariomycetes, Glomerellales, Glomerellaceae. Gene Ontology annotation, biological process: carotene catabolic process.
AUGUUUCGCAUCAUCUUCGAGGUUUUCCGAACUGUAUUUUUGGUAUUCCUCUCGCGACUCCCAGGAUUUGGUCGUCCUAUCAAGAAGAUUAGCGUCGCCAACACCAGCGUUCUGUUUCACAACGGAAGAGCGUUGGCAACUUGCGAAAGCGGCCCCCCUCUCAGAUUCGCGUUGCCGAGCUUGGAGACUAUUGGCUGGUUUAAUGGAAGAACAGCAGAAAACGAACCGCGACAAAGCACUGAGAGUGGCUUUGGGGGUACAGGCGUCGUAUCAUUCAUGAGAGAAUGGACCACGGCUCAUCCGCGAGUUGACCCGGUGACGAAAGAGCUCAUUACGUUCCACGCGACAUUCGUCCAGCCAUUUGUGCGUUAUUCCGUGGUGCCAGCGACGGCAAAGUCCGGGGCCGGCCGCUCUCCGGUGUUUGACCUCCCGGUUCCUGGAGUCGAGUCGCCUAAGAUGAUGCACGACUUUGGGGUAUCAAGGAACCACACCGUUAUCAUGGACCUGCCGCUGUCGCUGGAUACCAUGAACCUGAUUCGCGGAGUCCCAAGCUUGUCGUACGAUUCGGCCGGGAGGUCACGCUUCGGAGUCUUCCCACGACACCAGCCGGACACCAUUCAAUGGUUCGAGACCAAUCCUUGCACCAUUUUCCACACCGCCAACUGCUGGGACUCGAUUUCAUUGCAGACAGAUAUCAAUGGUCCUCGCGUGUCGGUCAAUCUCGUGGCCUGUCGGCUCACCUCCGCAUCCAUGGUUUUCAGUGCCGGCAAUCUUCCGACACCAGAGAUGAAGCCAGUGCCUCCCGAGUACGCUGAGGAGGAGCAGUGCCGAUUGUACUACUACAACUUCCCCUUGUCGGCCACUGCCGGGACCCAAUACAAUAUCAGACACCAGUGGGCUUUAUCAGCCAUUUCCUUGGAGUUUCCGUCUGUCGCACCGGCUUACUCCAUGCAGGAAGCUCGGUACGUUUACGGAUGCUCAACUGGCGAGGCAUCGUACACAGUUGCCCUUGGCAAAGCUGCAAAGAUCGACCACUUGGCCAAGUUCGACAUUCGAACACUGAUAGCAAGAGGCAUCGCACAACCACCACAGCCAGUCAAAGGCUGUGUCGAUACACGUAGUAUUGCCCAGGUCAUGAAGAGCCAGGAUCCCCAAGACCCUAUCAAACUCUUCCGAAUGCCCGCCGGAUGGUAUGCGCAAGAGCCAAGAUUCGUACCGCGGCGUGAACCUGAUUCCGAGGACGACGGAUGGCUGUUGACAUAUGUGUUCAACGAGGAUCAGCUCGACGAACAGGGUGAAUGUCUGCCCGAGGCUGCGAGCGAGUUGUGGAUAAUUGACGCGAAAGAAAUGAAGGAGGUCGUGGCUCGGAUCAAAUUGCCGCAGCGCGUACCGUAUGGACUGCAUGGAACCUGGUUUAGCGAAGAAGAGAUUGAUGAGCAGAAGCCAUUCGAGAGGGUGAGAACUAUGGCUUCGUAG